Molecule: messenger RNA, 2448 nt
Organism: Oncorhynchus nerka (sockeye salmon)
Lineage: Eukaryota; Metazoa; Chordata; Actinopteri; Salmoniformes; Salmonidae
Product: oocyte zinc finger protein XlCOF6-like
Exons: 4
Coding region: 247-612 (121 amino acids)
Biological process (GO): regulation of transcription by RNA polymerase II
Molecular function (GO): DNA-binding transcription factor activity, RNA polymerase II-specific; RNA polymerase II cis-regulatory region sequence-specific DNA binding
Source: RefSeq, a predicted model, not a curated record
CACAUGUCGUAGUUGGGAACAGGAAGUUCCGGGUAGAAAUCCACAGAACUAUGUUGUUAUGUCGAUAGUGGUUGUGUCCGUUUCAAAUGUAUUAUUGUAGGCCGACUCAGAUUAAGUCUGAGGCCGUUAACGUCAACAGUGAGGACAAACCCAGCCUGCCACUCUCCUUCCACACUGAGUCCAAACCUACAGUCACUGGGUCCUGAUUGUGACAGUGGAGCCCAGUUUGCUCUGCAGGAUCCAGAGAUGGCAUCAGUGAAGCUGGAAGACUGCAGUCAAACACUGGAGCUGAAUGUCAACAUUAAAGAUGAAGAAGAGGAGGAGAACAUUAGGACAACUGUUAGUCAUGACCGACUCAGAUUAAGUCUGAGGCCGUUAACGUCAACAGUGAGGACAAUCCCAGCCUGCCACUCUCCUUCCACACUGGGUAGAAACCUACAGUCACUGGGUCCUGAUUGUGACAGUGGAGCCCAGUUUGCACUGCAGGAUCCAGAGAUGGCAUCAGUGAAGCUGGAAGACUGCAGUCAAACACUGGAGCUGAAUGUCAACAUUAAAGAUGAAGAAGAGGAGGAGAACAUUAGGACAACUGUUAGUCAUGAUCAAUUUGUAUGAACAUCUCAAGGAUGAUCAAUGGAAACAGGAUGCACCUGAGCUCAAUUCAAAAGUUUGGGGUCACUUAACACCAGUCUCAACGUCAACAGUGAAGAGGCGACUCCGGGAUGCUGGCCUUCUAGGCAGAGUUGCAAAGGCCAGUUUUAAUGCUUCUUUAGUCAGAUCCACAGUUUUCAGCUGUGCUAACAUCAUUUUAGAAGGGUUUUGUAAUGGUUUUGUAAUGACAAAUUAGCCUUUUAAAAUGAUACACUUGAAUUAGCUAACACAACAUGCCAUUGGAUCACAGGAGUGAUGGUUGCUGAUAAUGGGCCUCUGUUCGCCUAUGUAGAUAUUCCAUCAAAUAUCUGCCGUUUCCAGCUACAAUAGUCAUUUACAACAAUAACAAUGUCUACACUGUAUUUCUGAUCAAUUUGAUGUUAUUUUAAUGGACAAACAAUGUGCUUUUCUUUCAAAACAAGGACAUUUGUAAGUGACCCCAAACUUUAGAAUGUAUUCAUUUAUUUCACCACUAAUGGUAGUGUAUUUAUUUUUAUUUUAUUUUAUUUUUUAACAUUUCUUUUAUGUCCUUAUCAUACUGGUUAUUGUCCGGAAUUUUGGAUGACUGACGUGCCCAAAGUAAACUGCCUGUAAACUGCCCAAAAGCCAGGAUAUGCAUAUACCUGAUAGCAUUGGAUAGAAAACACUCUGAAGUUUCUAAAACUGUUAAAAAAAUGUCUGUGACUAUAACAGAACUGAUUUGCCAGGUGAAAACCUGAGGAAAAUCCAUCUGGAAUGUUUAUCUUUUUAGGUCACAGGUUUUCUCAGUGCUUGCCUAUGGGAUACACAAAUAGAUAGGACCCAGAUUGCAGUUCCUAUGGCUUCCACUAGAUGUCAACAGUCUUUAGAAAGGGUUUCAGGCUUGUUUUUUUUAGAAAUUAACAGGUAUUUGUAGUUUUUCCAAGGUGUCCCCCAUUUCUAAAAGUAGUCAUGUUGCACGCAUCAACGAGAGUGCGCUCUUCGUUAUUUAUCUUCUCUAUUAAACACACUAUUCUCUGUCUUAAAUUUGGUUUAUUUAGAUAUUAGAAUACCUGAGGGUUAAUUAGAAACAUUGUUUGACUUGUUUGGACAAACUUUACCGGUAGCUUUUUGGAUUAGUUUGUGUGCAUGUUGAACGAGUGACUUACUGAAUCAAGCGCACCAUCUAAACUGACAUUUUUGGGAUAUAAGGAAGGACUUUAUCGACGUGGGGAGCUGUCCUCAGAUAAUCGCAUGGUAUACUUUCUCCGUAAAGCCUUUUUCAAAUCUGACAACGCAGUUGGAUUAACAAGAAGUUUUUAAAUGAUGUAAAACACUUCUAUUGUCAUUCAUGUUUAAUAUUACGAUUUUUGUAUUUUGAAUUUCGCACUCUGCAAUUUCACCAGAUGUUGUCGUAGGUGUCCUGCUAGCGUUUGGACAUGCGCCCAAACAGGUUAACUAGGCAGGUCAGUUAGGAACAAAUGUUUAUUUUAAAUGACGGCCUAGGAACAGUGGGUUAACUGCCUUAUUCAGGGGAAGAACAACAGAUUUUUACCUCGUCAGUUCAGGGAUUCGAUCUUGCAACCUUUUGGUUGCUCUAACCACUAGGCUACCUGUCCCCCGGUAUGGCCAGAAGAGGACUGGUCACCGCUCUGAGCCUGGUUCCUCUCUAGGUUUCUUCCUAGGUUCCUGCUUUCUAGAGAGAUGUUUGUGGGCACUGUGCUUCUACAUCUGCAUUGCUUGCUCUUUGGGUAUUUUAGGUUGGGUUUCUGUUAAGCACUUUGACAACUACUGAUGUAAAAAGGGCUUCAUAAAAUAAAUUUGAUUGACAUGUAUAUCACA